This is a messenger RNA of Plenodomus lingam JN3, 3363 nucleotides long. The record is from RefSeq and is a predicted model, not a curated record. NCBI's taxonomy places the organism in Eukaryota, Fungi, Ascomycota, Dothideomycetes, Pleosporales, Leptosphaeriaceae.
AUGGGCGGAGAAACCCGUCAUCGCACCAUGCCUCCUCUUUCGCAAGAGUACCCAACACGGGCAGCGGGACCUGUUGGCAAGCAGAUUCACCACAUCUAUCAAGACCGUCUGAGACAAUUCCUCGAUGCUGGACAAUACAGAGAGCAAGGACUUAUUGGACUGGCGCACGGACUCGGUGCUGACAAGCGGGGAUGCAGCAAGCUCCACGAAGCCACGGCAUCCGGUCCUGACUACAUCAAGCUCUCCGUCUACUCGCCGCCCGAUCUCACGCGGCCCCUGUUUCGCGAUGCCACCUCACACAAGUUUAAGCCCACCAAAGUCGGCGAGUCGUUUGGUCCCAGCUGGUCGACGCACUGGUUCAAAGUGCAGCUCACCGUUCCCAAGGCGCUGCUUGACAAGGAGCACCUCGAAUUUGUCUGGGACGCCAACAACGAAGGUCUGAUCUGGACAGAGCAGGGCGAGACAGUCCAUGGCCUCACCGGUGGUGGCGAGCGCACCCAAUGGAUUCUGCCAAAGUCGUUUCGUGACGGCAAGGAGCACACAUUCUAUAUAGAGAUGGCCUGCAACGGCAUGUUUGGCAACGCCCCGGGCGGUGAUUCCAUUCAACCACCGGACCCCAACAGGUACUACCAACUCCACACCGCCGAGAUUGUCGCCGUCAACCUGCAAGCCCGGGGCCUCUAUUUUGACUUCUGGGAGAUAUCUGAUGCGGCUCGUGAGUUCCCUGUUGACUCAAUCGAAGCCCAUGACGCGCAACAGAUUGCCAAUCGCAUCAUUGACACCUUCAUCGCUGGCAAUGGAAGUAAUCAAAGCAUUGUCGCGGCACGCAAGAUAGCAACUGAGUAUAUUGGAGCUGUCGACUCACAUAAGGUCUAUGAUAGUGGCCAGGAGGCUAUCGUAACAGGUAUUGGAUACUGUCAUAUCGACACAUGUUGGCUGUGGCCUUUCGCAGAGACGAAGCGCAAGGUGAAUAGAUCGUGGUCGAGUCAGUGUGAUCUCAUCGAUCGAUACCCCGAGCUACGCUUCUGCUGCUCACAAGCCCAGCAAUACAAGUGGCUGGAGCAAGACUAUCCCUCGACAUUUGACCGCGUUAAGGAGAAGGUCAAAGACGGAAGCUUUCAACCCAUUGGUGGGAGUUGGGUGGAACAUGAUACCAAUCUACCGGGCGGCGAGUCUCUCAUCAGACAAUUUCUAUAUGGCCAACGCUACUUCGAGAGUAGGUUUGGCCAACGCUGUCGCACGUUUUGGCUCCCAGACACCUUUGGCUACUCGACUCAGCUACCGCAAAUAUGUCGAAUUUCAGGCAUGACGAGGUUCUUGACUCAGAAAUUGAGCUGGAACAAUAUCAACACCUUUCCCCACACAACCUUCAAUUGGGUCGCUCUUGACAACAGCCAGGUUAUUUGUCACAUGCCGCCGUCAGAAACCUACACUUGCGAGGCAAAUUUUGGUGAUGUCAAACGAAGCGUGUCCCAGCACAAAUCUCUUGAUCAGGACAAAUCAUCACUUAUUGUCUUUGGAAAGGGUGAUGGCGGAGGCGGCCCAACUUGGCAGCAUCUUGAAAAGCUCAGGCGAUGCCGCGGUAUCAGCGACAAGACUAACCUUCUGCCUCGCCUCAAGCUUGGCGAUUCUGCCGAUGACUUCUUCGACCGUCUAGAGAAGAAGAUUGCGAACGGCGCCGAGCUUGUGACAUGGUACGGCGAGCUGUACUUUGAGCUACAUCGUGGCACGUACACGACUCAGUCGAACAACAAGCAGAAUAACAGAAAGUCUGAGAUCAUGUUACGCGAUAUCGAAUAUCUAGCUACUUUGGCUACGCUUAGGAAUGGGUUCGGCAAAACCAGUUCAUACAAAUACCCGAAGAAGGAAAUCGAUGACAUGUGGGAGAAUGUUCUACUUUGCCAGUUUCAUGACUGUCUUCCAGGAAGCUCGAUCGAGAUGUGUUAUGAUGAUUCUGACAAAAUAUAUGCGACAAUUUUUGCCAUUGGCGAGAGACUCAUGUCUGAAGCACUUGCUGAACUUGGCUUCGAUGAUACAUUUAGCCUAGAACCAAGCAGCAAGUUGGCUGCGCUAAACACCUUGCCAUGGCCGCGCAAUGAGAUUGUCAGACUCCCAUCUCCUGUCGGUCAGACUACUUAUGGUCUUGCCCAUGGUAAUGGAUUGGGUCCAAUGUCUAUUCGACCUCUUGCAUCCACUCAUUCCGCAAGCAUCGCAUCCAUUGAAGAAGUCCGUACAAAUGUCUUCGAACUUCGCAAUACUCAAUUUGUCGUAGAGGUAACGGAUGGUGCUAUCACUUCGCUCUACGACAUUUCUAUCGGCCGUGAACUCGUUCCCAAAAGCAAAAAGGCUGCCCAAUUAGUCAUUUAUGAUGACAAGCCGCUUUAUUGGCAGGCUUGGGAUGUCGAAGUAUACCACCUAAACUCUAGGAGGGAACUCUCACCUUCCAAAGUGACUAUUGCUGAGGACAGCAUUCACCGUGUCUCUUUGAUCGUUGAGACAAAGAUUUCAGACAAGUCCUGGAUUAAGACGACCAUCUCUCUCCCUGCUGCCAUUGGCAAUGCACCAACUGCGAUUGAAUUCCACGCAGAGAUUGAAUGGCACGAGACCAUGAAGUUUCUCAAAGUAGAAUUUCCAGUUGAUAUCGUCAACACCGAAGCAAGUUACGAAACUCAGUUUGGGAUUGUUCGACGUCCCACACACUACAACACCACAUGGGACAUGGCCAAGUUUGAGGUUUGUGUCCAUAAGUGGGCAGAUCUGUCAGAAGCCACGUAUGGUAUUUCAAUUCUGAAUGAUAGCAAAUACGGUUUUGCGGUCGCUGGAAAUGUGAUGCGACUCUCACUCCUUCGUGCUCCUAAAGCGCCAGACGGUCACGCAGACAUGGGGAACCACAAGACCCGCUACGCAAUCUUUCCUCACGCCGGCCCCCUGAGCGAAGUCACUGUCCGCAAAGCUUUCGAAUUCAACAAUCCACUUAGGAUUGUGGGGCACAAGACCAGUUUGUCGAGGAAUCCAAGUUUGCUGAGCACAUUCCAAAUCCACGGCGCGCCGAACCUUGUUCUUGAUACUAUUAAGCGCGGUGAAGAUGAUGAAGAUGUUUCACGCGGUGAGUUGCCAAUCCAAAAAGGGCAUAGUGUUAUUUUACGCGUGUAUGAUGCGUUGGGCGGGAAGAGCAAGGGUGUUCUUACUUGGGGUGAGGUACCCGUGAAAAACGUAGUAAAGGUUAAUGCGCUAGAAGAUGAUCUACUGGAUCUUAGUGAGAGUAUGGUGGAAGUGGAAGUGCAGAAUGAGAAAAAACAGAAGGGGUUCAAGCUGGAGCUCAGGGCGUUUGAGAUCGCAACGUACAAACUAGUGCUAGAAUGA